Mangifera indica (mango) is the source of this 1326-nucleotide messenger RNA. RefSeq lists its product as uncharacterized. The transcript has a single exon. Lineage: Eukaryota; Viridiplantae; Streptophyta; Magnoliopsida; Sapindales; Anacardiaceae. The record is from RefSeq and is a predicted model, not a curated record. Bases 1 to 1326 code for a protein of 441 amino acids.
AUGGAGUCUUCUGGUCAAGAAAAAUCUACUGAAGCUCCCUUGGUUUCCGUUGGUGUAAAAGAUAAUAAGGCUCCUUGGAGCUCCCUCUUCACCCCAAAGGAGUCAUGUACUAAGCUGGAAUAUUAUGAGCCUAAAGGAAGAGAUGCAAAAGGGCGUGUGUGUGUUGCCCCUCCACUAGAAAUUGCGGAAGAGGGUGCUGCAAAAUGGAGAACCUGUACGGUGGGAUUCUUCCUAGGCAAAAGGCCCCCAUUCUUGACUGUAAAAAGAACACUAGAGAAGAUAUGGGCAUCAUACGGACUAAGAGAGGUUAUGACUUCUGGUCAAGGAGUUUUUAUACUAAAAUUUCAAGACAUGGAUGGAGUCUCUAGAGCGGUGGAAGUAGGACAGAUUACAAUUGGUGGACAGCCGUUUAUAGUUCGGAAAUGGACUACAAACCUUCCCAUGAUGAUCAAUGAUGUCAAAAAGGUGGCUAUAUGGGUGAGAUUGUAUGGCAUUCCACUUGAGUUUUGGUCUCCAAAAGGACUUAGCUACAUAGCAAGUGCCAUUGGGAAUCCUCUUUAUAUGGAUGCUGUUACGGAAGGAGGGACAAGAUUAGAGUUUGCACGGAUAUGUAUUGAGAUCAAAGUGGAUGCGGAAUGCCCGGAGACUAUCAACUUAACUCUUCCAAAUGGUGAAAACUUGGUGAUCAAUGUAGAGUAUAGUUGGAAACCACUAAAAUGCAAUGGGUGCCAAUGCUUUGGACACUCCACUGCCAAUUGUCAUUUUGCUCCGAAACAUGAAGGUAGCACACCUUCAUGGAAAAACCUCAAGGAUGGGGAUGGAAUGUUAACAACAAAGAAGCUAAUUGGGAAAGACAGUAAACUAAAGGUGGCAAACGGCAAUGACAAAAAGGCCGAAGGUAAAGGCGUGGAGAUUCAUAAUUUGGGAGGAAACACAAAUAAGAACAAUAGAUAUUCAGCUUUAGCCAUCCAUGAGGCCAAUGAACAAAUCAAAAGGAGCACAAUGAUGGUAGAAGAGGUAUACCCGGAGAAAACCAAUGAAGAAGUCAUUUCGGCAGGAAAAGAAAAGUUGAAGGAAGCUAGCACUUCCAAGAGUAGUCAAGGUACAACAGCUAAAGGAAUAGAUAAGGAGGAAGAAGAAGCUAGUACAAAUGGGGGGGAGGACUUGGUAAUUGAGGGCUCUCCAACAAUAGUCCCAUUCGGAGGAAAACUAAAGGUGGAUGAGAUGGAUUUUAGGAAGAAGGAUGUGGAUGCAAAGACUAUGAGCUUGGGGAAAAAAUUGGCAAAGCUCAAGAAAGCAAAUUCCACUCCACUAUCAUCCAAAUGA